Biomphalaria glabrata is the source of this 1218-nucleotide messenger RNA. RefSeq names its product eukaryotic translation initiation factor 3 subunit H-like. Gene Ontology annotation, molecular function: protein binding; metallopeptidase activity; translation initiation factor activity. Gene Ontology annotation, cellular component: eukaryotic translation initiation factor 3 complex; eukaryotic 43S preinitiation complex; cytosol. The record is from RefSeq and is a predicted model, not a curated record. The transcript has 6 exons. Lineage: Eukaryota; Metazoa; Mollusca; Gastropoda; Planorbidae. The coding region runs from base 77 to 1069 and encodes 330 amino acids.
UAUAAAAAUAAGAUUAUAGUUUUUAAUUUUACAUACGGCUUUGGUCUAAGUAUAGAUCCAUGGUCUAAGUAACAAAAUGGCGUCGAAACGUGGAAUAGAUACACAAGUGCAACUAGUACAAAUUGACGGCUUGGUAGUUCUCAAGUUAAUCAAACACAGUCAUGAAGAAGGAGCUGGUGGCACAGACCUUGUGCAGGGUGUUUUGUUAGGACUAGUUGUAGAUAACAGACUUGAAAUUACUAAUUGCUUUCCAUUUCCUAAACAUAAUGAGGAUGAAGAUUUUGAUACCGUGUCUGUACAAUAUCAGAUGGAAAUGAUGAGGAACUUGCGCCAUGUGAAUGUUGACCAUCUGCAUGUGGGGUGGUAUCAGAGCACCUACUUUGGCUCCUUCAUUAAUCGCGCUCUGCUGGAUUCACAGUUUAACUAUCAGCAUUCUAUAGAUGAAUCAGUUGUGUUGAUCUAUGACCCACUGCGUACAGCACAAGGUUUUUUGUCACUAAAAGCUUAUCGUUUGACACCAGCAAUGAUGAAGUUUUAUAAAGAAAAUGACUUCACCCCUGAGAAUAUGGCAAAGCAUAACAUAAACUUUGAAACUAUGUUUGAGGAAAUUCCCAUUGUACUGAGAAACUCUCACCUUGUCAAUGCUUUACUUUGUGAACUUUCUGAUAAAACUCGCAAAGAGCAGAAAUUUGCUUCUCUUGAUCUUGGAACAAGCUCUAUGCUUGAAAAGAAUUUACGUCAGUUGAUGGAAUGUGUGGAUGAUGUGGCCAUGGAUACAAAUAAAUAUCUUAAUUACCAGCGUAACAAUUUUAGACAGCAGCAAGCCAAGCAACAGCAUAUUAUGAAAAGGGAUCAAGAAAAUCUUCAAAGAAAACAGAGAGGUGAGCCACCUCUGCCUGAAGAGGAUCUCAACAAACUCUUCAAGCCCCUUCCACCACCCCAACGUCUUGACUGUACACUUGUAGCAGGACAGAUGGACAGCUACUGCAAGCAAGUCUGUGAAUUUGCAUCUCAGAGUAUUGGCAAACUUUUCAUGGCAGAAACUUUACAUACUGGACAAAGCAGUUAACAAUUAUUCUAGACUAUUGUGUUAGGUUGUACUCCCUUCUGGUAUUGGUAUUUAGUCAUUGUUAUUGAAAAGUCAAUAUAUGUGAAAGCAGUUUGUUUCAAUACAUUUUUGGUGGUUCAAUAAAAAGUAAAGGGAAGGGGAAAAAAUCA